AAAAAAUAGAUUUUGAUGGACGAUCCCUUUGCCUGCCUGAAUGGGCAAAUUGAAAAAAAAAUUGACAGAUGUGACGUAAAAAUUAGGUUAUAUUUACGUUUGCAUUUCGUCCCUUCUUUGAACAAUGUUUUUAUUUAUUUGGCCCAUUUAAUACGGUCAACAAAUUACAAUGGCAUUUAUUAUAGUAAUCGUGGGUUUAGGUGCGUUAAUCGCAGUUUUUGUUAUCAGAGCAUUGUACUUGAUUUGCCAAAUAUUAACAAGCAACAAUACAUUGGGAAGUUCUGAAAGUUCUCUACGAACUAUUCUCUGCAUCGGUUCAGGAGGACAUACCACAGAACUGCUAAGAAUUAUGAAGAACUUAGAACCAAAAAAAUAUCAGCCCCGACUGUAUAUUGUAGCAGAUAACGACGUUAGCAGUGAAGUUAAAGUUCAUAAAGCUGAAGAGGGUCAAACUAAAUAUGCUCUCAGUAGGAUACCAAGAAGCAGAAAUGUGCAACAGUCCUAUAUAAGUUCAGUUUUCAGUACAUUAAAUGCUACCUUACACACUGUUCCUGUUGUCUAUAACUUCAAGCCAAAUAUCAUAUUUUGUAAUGGACCAGGCACCUGUGUUCCAGUGUGUGUUGUAGCUUUUUUGUUAAGAUGUGUUUUUAUUCUAGAUUGUAGAAUUGUGUUUGUGGAAAGCAUCUGUAGAGUAAGAACAUUGUCUCUAACAGGAAAAAUAUUGCAAUAUUUUGCUGAUGUUAUUGUUGUACAAUGGCCACAGUUGAGAGAUGUUUGUUUUAGAGCUAAAUACUUUGGUAGACUAACAUAGGAUUUAUGUUUAUAGUAAUAAAACAUAUUAUGCAACUCUGAAAAAGUGUAUAAUCAAUAGUUCUAAGGGGAGAUCUUUAUACUAAUUUUCUUAAUCUAGAAGUCAUACACUAGCCCAAAUGUUGCAUUGGCAAAGUUAACAUAGUACAGUAGCACUACUUAGUAUCACAGUGAGCAUACUUUACUUCCUUCACUAUGUAGUAUCAACAAUAAUAAAAACUUUUUGCUUUAAAGUCAUAAGAAUGAAUAUCCUUUUAAAAUCCAAGCCCUAUUGUUUAACUAUUGUGUCUCAAAAUCUCUGCCUUUGGAGGUAAAUUCUGGUUUUCACAAGAGAUAGUAACUAAUAACUUACAGCUUAUACCCUAGGUUCAGGUAGACUUUUAUCAGUAUCAGUAAAAUACAAACUUGGCAACAUUUGGAGUAAUGUAUAAGACAGUAAAUACAAUAUUCCAUCCAUUAAAAUAUACUAAAUAUAAAAGUGUAUUGUGUCGAAAUGGCCAGAUAGUUUACUUUGGUUUCCCAUCCUCACAUACCAUUCCAACACGGAUGAAUAAUCUAAAAUUAGAAAUUACCCAUUGAAAACCACCUCACAACCCACAUGAUAGAAGAAGACCACAUAUAGAGUACAUGGGGUCUAUAAUGGCCACAUUGCAAUAAUUCAUCAUUAUAAAAAAAAAGAGGUUGUCAGAGAGAGGGAUAGACAAGAUGAUCCUAUAAGGGUUCUGUUAUACCUUUUGAGAUUCAGAACCCUAAAAACAAUAUUUCUACUUGGCAUUUGUGACAUUGCAAACUUUUAUAUGCACAAAUGUCAUAUUUGUAACAUUGAUUUAUGUGUUAGUAUAGUAUUUUAUACAUAUAAAUUGCUUCAAUGUGGCCAUUUUAGACCCUUAGUAGUAAUUUCUUUUUAUUUUAUAGUUUUUCUUUUAUAGUUAUUAUAUUUCAAUGGUUUAAUUAUAAACAUGUUUUGACUAGACAAAUUGAAUGCAGUAAUACAAGCAAAAGUUUAAUUAAUGUAUUUAGGUAGUUCACCUGAAUCAUAAAAUGACAGCUCUCAGUGUGUUAUCAUCCUAAUAAGACUUGUUUACCUUGCUUGCUUAUAUUACUGACAUAAAAUAAAUGUCUUACAGCCAA
Messenger RNA from Pectinophora gossypiella (pink bollworm), 1941 nucleotides. RefSeq names its product UDP-N-acetylglucosamine transferase subunit ALG14 homolog (gene Alg14). The transcript has a single exon. Bases 170 to 811 code for a protein of 213 amino acids. Gene Ontology annotation, biological process: dolichol-linked oligosaccharide biosynthetic process. The record is from RefSeq and is a predicted model, not a curated record. NCBI's taxonomy places the organism in Eukaryota, Metazoa, Arthropoda, Insecta, Lepidoptera, Gelechiidae. Gene Ontology annotation, cellular component: UDP-N-acetylglucosamine transferase complex.